AUGCUGCCGCCACCAGCCAGAAAGGAGAGAUAUCCUAACCCCGCAUUUGACCGCCAGAGGGAACACAAACGCAUUCGAAUAGACGCUCCGGUCUCUGCAGCUGAUUUGUAUGAACAAUACAUUUCCACCGACCGGCUUCAUGACGACGAGGCAGGUUGCGACGAGGCUAUCGCAUACUGGCUAUCCCGUUAUAACUCCCAAAGAGAUCUUGCUCGCUUCGCUCUGGAUCUGUUUGCGAUCUCACCCAUGUCAGAUGAGUGUGAACGCCUUUUCAGCAAUGCAAAGCUUACCAUAGUUGAUCGCCGUGGUAUGCUGAAGGCGGAUAUUAUAGAGGCCUGUGAGUGUCUCCGGGCUUGGUAUGGAAAGCCCCGAGUUGAGGAGAACAACGAUAGUGAGGACAGUAAGAACGACGACGAUUGGGUCACUAGCUAG
Messenger RNA from Fusarium poae, 432 nucleotides. RefSeq lists its product as uncharacterized. Gene Ontology annotation, molecular function: protein dimerization activity. The coding region runs from base 1 to 432 and encodes 143 amino acids. Lineage: Eukaryota; Fungi; Ascomycota; Sordariomycetes; Hypocreales; Nectriaceae. The record is from RefSeq and is a predicted model, not a curated record. The transcript has a single exon.